This is a messenger RNA of Exophiala viscosa, 1225 nucleotides long. Its product is annotated as haloacetate dehalogenase. Bases 198 to 1205 code for a protein of 335 amino acids. Gene Ontology annotation, molecular function: hydrolase activity. The transcript is spliced from 4 exons. Lineage: Eukaryota; Fungi; Ascomycota; Eurotiomycetes; Chaetothyriales; Herpotrichiellaceae. The record is from RefSeq and is a predicted model, not a curated record.
CCGAAAUACGCUGUUUUCUGACAAAUCUUCCAUGUUGCUCCACGCCCUCCAACACAUCGACCGAUGAUGCCAUCCAGCAUGUCACUGUUGGCUAAUUGAUGAACGAACUCAUCAACAAAGCGAGUGUUUAUAUAUGAGCUAGUUCUUUGAAAGAGAGCGUAUCAACUCGUUUCGGUCAAUUUCUCACAGUCUUCAUCAUGGCGGCAGCACAGUCUCAAUCCCUCUUCAAGUCUUUGGGUCUUGCUCACCACGUCUCCAAAACCUCCUCAGGAGCCGAGGUGCACAGCUAUACCUCAGAUCUAGGGCCAGAUGCUCCCAUACUAACAUUGAUCCACGGCUACCCUCAAUCAGCAUAUGAAUGGCGUCAAGUCAUUCCAGCACUGAAGGGAAAAGUCUCCCUGUUCGUACCGGAGCUUCCUGGAUACGGCAUCUCAACGCCCAUCAAAGACAAAGACGCCAACACCAAGCGCUCUGUCGGCGGAGCUCUUUUGGAAGCUCUCUCAGAUGUGUUCAAUACGACAGACUCCAAGACACCCCGCCGUAUCAUUCUAGGAGGCCACGAUCGUGGAGCACGUAUCUGCCACCGCCUUGCCGUCGAUUUCUCACAUCCACCAGAGUCGCAAUCCAUCUAUUCUACCCUCAACCUGACCGUUCUCGGGGCCGUCCUCAUCGACAUUGUCCCGACACUGGAACAAUGGCAAGCUUUUGCUAACCCAGCACUUGCUAAGGGAUAUUUCCAUUGGCCUCUACUUGCCAAUCCCGAAGUCGCCACAGACAUCAUCGCUGCCUACGGAGGCGACAAAUGGUGCAGAGCUGCCAACACCCGCAUCGCAGGUGACAAUCCGCAGUCCAUUGAGCGACUCUCUUCCGACGGCGCCCAAGAUGUCUAUGCCGAACUCUUCAAGGAGCGAGAAACACUCUACUACACCGCCCUCGACUACGCAGCGGCCGCUGUACCGGAACCUGCAGAGCAAGACGAAGAUCAGAAGGCGGGUCGCAAAGUCAGCGUGCCACUACUCGUCAUGUUCUCCAAGGCGCGACUUGGCGCAGGCCUCGAUGUGGCAGAGAUCUGGAAGAAGUGGAUCGCUGAUGGUGUCGACUACGAAGGGUAUGGCGUGGGCGAGGGCUACGGACACUAUCUGCCUGAGGAGGCAUACGACAUUGUCAACCCCAGAAUCGAGGCGUUCAUCAAGAAGGUGACAUGAAAAUAGUGCUGCAAUCCAAC